Messenger RNA from Miscanthus lutarioriparius, 573 nucleotides. NCBI's taxonomy places the organism in Eukaryota, Viridiplantae, Streptophyta, Magnoliopsida, Poales, Poaceae. The record is from the annotation of a GenBank genome assembly.
AUGGAGCAGGCGUCCUGGUCGCUGACUUCUCAAGCGGCGGCGGCGGCGGACCUGGCGCUAGGCCUGGCGCCGGCCGGACACCGCCACGAGGAGGAGCAGGACCAGGUCAAGGUGACGGCGUGCGUCGGCGGGAAGGAGGCGCGGCUGUUCCCGUGCCUCUUCUGCAACAAGAAGUUCCUCAAGUCGCAGGCGCUCGGCGGGCACCAGAACGCGCACAAGAAGGAGCGCGGCGCCGCCGGGAGCUGGAACCCCCCAGGCAGCAGCCUCAGUGCGGCUUCCGUGUCCGUGCCGCUCGCCUCGCAUGGCGGCGGCAACGCCGCAGAGCCCCCAGCUGCUAGCGUCAAGCUCAAGCUGGAGUGGCCUGACGGUGGCGCGGCGCUCUUCACGGACCACGCCUUGCUCCCGGCGGCACCGUCAGCUGACCGACCCUUCAUCAGGUCGUCCGACGGCACCGUGGACAUGCUCAACUGGACAAGGACAUCCCGCGCCGCUGCACCACCGGAGAGCGCGGACACCAACCCCGCAUCAUCCUCCGGUGCCGGCGAGGAGCUGGACCUGGAGCUGCGGCUCUAG